Phytophthora nicotianae INRA-310 is the source of this 859-nucleotide messenger RNA. RefSeq lists its product as hypothetical. The transcript is spliced from 3 exons. Lineage: Eukaryota; Oomycota; Peronosporomycetes; Peronosporales; Peronosporaceae. The coding region runs from base 54 to 407 and encodes 117 amino acids. The record is from RefSeq and is a predicted model, not a curated record.
CAGUGGUGCCAAAAUGACCUGGGCGUUGGAAGCCUCAUUUCUCAAAAUUUGCAAUGGAGCAUCAAUUGGAGCAGCUACUUCGAAGCAGAAUUGGACCCCCACUAAGCAUAUUGCCUGGCUGUCACAGGCGCACGACAUUCAGAUGUCGACGAUGGAGAGCGUGGAACCUAGCGUCCUGUAACAACGUCGACUAUUGCGUGGAGCAACUCGACCUCGACGAGAUGAAGAGAUUCAUCGGAGAGCAAUCGAAAAGAGGACAAAAAGACGCGGCCAUCGGGCAAGUUGGGAGGCAUGUAGCGAAGUCGUUCGUAGAUUCGAAGCUGUGUAGAACGAUGGUAAUCUUGAGAAAGGAUAACGUAUUGAAUCGGCAGGCGGCUGUUUAUUCUUCAAAACAAAGGCAUUCUUGAGGCCAGCGACUCCGGACUUCCGAGCAAAAACUAUUGCACGCGCAAUAUACAAGCUUUAACGAGUAUGGUCCGAAGAAUCCAGCAAUUGCUAGCCUGGAUCGAGAAGGCCGACGAGAUGGGCUUUUACGAUCAAUUUGGUGGUGGGCUCGACCCGUCGAAUGCUAUCACAAUGACUGGUGCUGGGAGCGUCACCAAUUGCAAUUCCCUCACUGGACAUGUGAAUGCUGUGGCACGCACGACACUCCAGCACAGAAGCGACUCCGAAAGAGAAAGCGCAAAUAAAGCCAAUAAUGUAUAGGUGAGCCUUCAUGAAAGAAAGGUAUCCCAGUCGAAUACAUGGUAGGUUUUAGACGUGCGUGUUUGUAACCACGUCUGGCACAAAGCGACAAUUCAAUCCCCACUCAUAUGCACUGAAAUAGGUUAUGCUAUCACUUCGUAUACCCUUCCUGAGU